Messenger RNA from Drosophila willistoni, 1984 nucleotides. Its product is annotated as corticotropin-releasing factor-binding protein. Lineage: Eukaryota; Metazoa; Arthropoda; Insecta; Diptera; Drosophilidae. The transcript is spliced from 7 exons. Gene Ontology annotation, molecular function: corticotropin-releasing hormone binding. The record is from RefSeq and is a predicted model, not a curated record. Bases 507 to 1568 code for a protein of 353 amino acids. Gene Ontology annotation, biological process: hormone-mediated signaling pathway; negative regulation of corticotropin secretion; negative regulation of corticotropin-releasing hormone receptor activity.
AGUUGACGUCUCGUUCUCCUUUUCGAAACGGAUAUCGCGCAACUGCAUUCCAAGUUCACAUCAUUUCAUUAGACUUUCUACCCGUGGUCGUCGAUUCGUUUGUUUCCUUUCCGUUUAGUGGUUGAUGGUGUAACGGGUUUUGGUCCCUCCGGUUUUGAUUUGCCCGAAGAAGAAGAAGAAGAAGUGGUACGCUCUAGUCGCGUGCCUUUGUCGUCAAUUCUCGGGCUUUAAUAGAAAUAUUGCCUGCGUGAUUUCCACGCUAAUCUCGAAAAUCAGAUUAGAAACAUUGAAGAAAAAACCAAAGGCAAAAACCGGACACAGUUCAGAACUUUUAAAAGGUUUACCUACCACCCACACGCGACCCUCACACAUAACAGAAAGAAAAAAACAAGAACAAAAACAGUUUUUGUCCGACCGUCGGCUAAUUGAAAAACCCUAAAUCCCAAAUUCUAUUCUAACUGGCAAUUGGCAAUUUCACGCCCGAAAGUUACACGGAAGCCGCCGGCAUGAAGCUUGUCGUUUAUCUCUACUUGUCCAUGAUUGUGCUGGGUGUUCAGGCCUGGCCCACAGUGAAGCGUUCUUUUGAGCUGUAUCCAAACAAUCCGGCAAUGCCCUACAAUGUGCACACAAUCUCAGAUUGCAUGCAUGUUGCCUCCGAGGCAGGUGACUACAUCUUCAAGAAACUAACACCACCAGCAGCGGCUGCAUCAUCUCCAUUGGGCACGGCACUGAAUCGAGAGGCAGCUCUACUCGAGCUUGAGGCAGCUGCAGUUGUGGCAGGUGAAUUGGAGGCGGUAGCAGGAGUUGCUGGCGGCGUCGUCGCUCCUACAUCCGCCGAAGUCUGUGGCCUCUAUGUGAUUGGUGAGCCAGACACAAUUGUGGAAAUUACAAUGAAGCACUAUGAUGUUAAUUGCGAAACGGGCGGUCUAAUGGCGUUUGUUGAUGGCUGGGAGCUGAAUGGUGAAUACUUUCCGGGUAUUAAGGAUCAUCAUCGUGCUCUGGAUGAGCGUGUCUAUGAAUUUUGCAAUAAUUACAAACAAUGGCCACGGAUCAGCAAUAAGAAAUUCUUUCGUUCAAGCCAAAAUGCAGCUCUAUUGCAAUAUCGUAUUCCCGCCCGUGGCUCCUUUGUGGCCAAUGUGCGUUUUCAUAAGAUUACUCAACCCUGCAAUAUCCUCGUACAAGACACCGCUGCCGUCUAUAAGAUGGCCAAUUUUGGACAAGCCCGCAAUUGCACCCUAUCCGCCCUGUUUCCGGCUGUUGUUUCUCUGGCCAAUUUGCGAAUUGGCGGCAAAAGUGUGCGUGCCCAGCAGAAGGUUAACUAUGAUUGUAAUAUGUUUCCCGAUCGCUUGGAAAUCGGUGGCUCUGCUGGCAUAGAUGCCUUCGGCAUGGAACAAUCCAGUUCCGUUUGUGGCUCCACCAAUGAACCGGGACCCGAACAGGCCAUCUUUUGUGGUGUAACCAGUGUGCGUCUAGUGUCCACGGGUCGUUAUCAAAAUCAGGCCGCUGUCGUUGUACGGAAGGCCGAUGAGCAUGAUAUCGAUGUGGCCACUCUCAUGUGUGCACUCUAAGGAGUGGAAAAUCCAUGAAUGGAAACUCCAUGAUGGGAAGAUGGACACAUAAAACAACUAAAAAACAAACAAAUAAAAAUUGGACAAAUUUACAAUUCCCUUGUAAAUGUGUGUGUAUAUGUAUGUACAAAAGCAGCAAAUAACGGUAUUUCCCCACAGCAACAAACAAAAGAAAAAAAUCAUAAAAAAAGAGUAAAAAAAAAAGAAAAGAACAAAACUAACAACUUGCACUCUAUUAUUGGUAGCGCCUAAAACAAAACAAAAACAAAAAACAUAACUCUAAUCUUAAUCGAUGCAAAAUAAACCAUAAAAAGUAUUCACCAAAAAAUGCCCCCUCCCUUGAAAAAAAAAAAAAAUGAAAAACCAUUUUAAGAAAUUAUAUGUAUAUCGAAACUUCUGUGUGUUGAAAAUAAGAA